AUGACGAAUUUUCUUAAAAUUCUCUUUGGUACCAUGCCUUUCAUUGUAUCCUUUAUCUCACUAUUCGCUUGGACAUAUACCUGUAUUUUCGAUCAUAAAUUAAUACAUUCGUAUUCUAGUCAGAUGGAUGUCAGGAUUGCUCAUAUCAACGAUUAUAUCAAUAAAGAGUUCAAUAAAAAGUAUGGUACUCAUUUAGUUGAAGCGAUUCUCGAAGAUGAGAAAGAAGACUAUGGGUAUCAUGAAAGAGCUCCCCGAGGAUUACAGGAUUCGGAAUGUAAGAAGACUAUAGUUGUGAAAUUUAUAUUCAGUUUCUCAAUAUCAUUGAGUAUUCAAUUAAUAAUUUUGAUGAUGUGUGAGCUCACGGAAUUCGCUUACGAAGAGUCUAGACUAUUGAUGUUUCAAAUCACGAUUGACUUGCUAAUUUUUUUCAUUACAUUUAUCCAGCCGUACAUAAUUAUAAGCGCGUUGAUAAAUCAUGAUUUAUAUCCUACACAAAGGAUGCAAAUUGUGAUAACAUCGGCCUUUUUCAUCUUGUGGCUCUAUGUUUUGCAUAAAUUUGGUGACCUAUCAAAAUCAUUCAUACCAAAUCCAGUUACUAUUAAUCCGAGAUCAUUGAUCGAAAUCAAGGUUAACGAGAUAUCUAUUUCUGGCAUAACAACAUUAGCAAUAUUGUCUGGAAUUGGUUCUACUUCGACACCUUAUCGGCUUUUUGGUUUUACAAACGCGAUAAGUAACAUAAUAAGCGGUAAAAGAAAUAAGUAUAAAUCGAAAGAAAUUAGCGAGUUAGACAUCAAUAAUAACAUACAAUCAUUAAACCAUACAAAUUCACUUUUAUCAAAGAGGAUUAGGGAGCUAAAUAAACUCCAGUCAAUUAAUAGUGGUACUGUCUACAAUCACCUGAACCCAUCUUAUGACAGUGUUCUUUACAAGAACGCCGGAUCAAAUAGACAAAAAGUGGACAGUUUACUUCAUAAAGUGCAGUCAUUUGCAAGUUUCUCUGGAUUCUCUAAAUCUAAUGUUGAAGAAAAAGAGCUUGAAGAAGAAAUCAAGUCUUUAAAGUUAGUGCUACAAGGCGUUUUCGAUGAUCUAUUGAAGAAUCUAAGUCGUUUUGAUACAAACAUGAAGCGAAUAUCAAAUUCAAACAAAAUUAGGAACAUUAUUACAAAUAAUUUCAAUAUAUUAUUUGGACUAUAUUGUAUCUACAGGGUAGUGAACGUGUUAUUUAUCAAAAUGCUAUUAGGGUUAGUAAAAAGCAAAGCACCACACCUGAGCCAAGGUGUUGAUAAUGAAGAUCCCGCAAGUGCUUCUUCUCCUACUAAGGAUGCAUUGGCGGUUACUUUAUCAAAAAUUGUCAUGUCUUUUUUCACAGUCCCGUUUUCUGAGACCCAAUUGAUCAAUCAAAUAAGCUUCAUACUCUCUGGAAGUUUAUUUCUCUGCUCAUUUUCAAACGUUCAGACUACUUUGAAGUCUUAUGGCCGGUUUUUUCCCUCUUUGACGAAAAUGCCGCUGUUUGCAAAGAACUGGUUAAAGCACGUUGCUAUUUCUGAGCUUUUAAGUAUCUAUGUGAUUUCUACAGCAUUGCUAAUUAGGACAAAUUUGCCCUCUAACUUAUCGCAGCAAAUAUCUAAAAUUUUGUCUCUUUCAGGAAGUUCUAAUUCCAAUUCGGAAAUCGCAAUCCAAGAAGUUGCAUUUAUUGACAAAUGGUUCGAUAAGGUCUUUGCACUUGCAUCUCUUUGCACUUUGAUUCUGUUGACUUUAAGGGACUUCAUGUCAUCGAACAAGGACAAUGAUAUAGAUGAAGAGAGUCUUAUCGAAGAUAAUCCUGCUUUCUAUAAGACCGCAUAA
Priceomyces carsonii is the source of this 1845-nucleotide messenger RNA. RefSeq lists its product as uncharacterized. The record is from RefSeq and is a predicted model, not a curated record. The transcript has a single exon. Gene Ontology annotation, cellular component: membrane. The coding region runs from base 1 to 1845 and encodes 614 amino acids. Lineage: Eukaryota; Fungi; Ascomycota; Pichiomycetes; Serinales; Debaryomycetaceae.